GGGAUGAGAGGGGAUGGUAAAUGGUAUAGUAAUUUACUUGUUGUAUCACAACAACGACAUAAUAUUGACGAUCUAACACAAAUUGAAAUUCAGAAUUUACCGAUCUCUGAUUUUACAAUAUUUUUAAAUAUUUCUGCAUUUAUAAUAAGAGUAAUUAUUUUAUAUAAAUUGUAAUGAUUGCGACUUUAUUCUAUAUCAGCAAAAAUCCCUCUCUUCCCUAAAAUCCCAGGGAGAAUUUUACUAGUAUAAAUUUAUAAUUACAGAGAACAGUAAAGAACUAGGGGAGUAAAUUAGUAAAUCUGGACUCACUGUUGUUUGAAUCUUACCUUUAUAUUUUUUGGCAAUUUCUUUUUUCAGGUCCUCUUCUUUCUUCAAAUCCUUGUGUGAAUUUUCCCUUUCCCUUUUUAGCUGCUUUUUCCUUUUCCCUCAGACAAAUUGAUUCCUAACUUUCUCUGUGGAUUUUCCACUCACUCUUCCUUCCUCUCUGUCAUCCACAACAGAACUCUUCUCUUCGCCGUCCACCGCUACGUCGCCAUUUGUCGGUGCUCCAAUCUCGUACCGAGUUUUCCGAUUUGCUGUACGGAAAUGGCAAAACGUGGCUACAAAUUGCAGGAAUUUGUGGCGCAUUCUGGGAAUGUAAACUGUUUAAGAUUUGGGAAGAAGACACGUAGGCAGUUUCUCACAGGUGGAGAUGAUCAAAAUGUGAAUCUUUGGUCCAUUGUCAAACCAACAUCCACCGCCAGCCUAAGUGGUCACACGAGUCCAGUAGAAUCUGUAGCGUUUGACUCAGCAGAGGUUCUAGUGCUUGCUGGAUCUUCAUCAGGUGUAAUAAAGCUAUGGGAUCUGGAAGAAACAAAAAUGUAGUGGUUCGCACUCUUAAUGGACACAGAUCGUAUUGCACGGCUUGUGAAUUCCAUCCUUUUGGUGAAUUUUUUGCAUCUGGAUCUAUGGACACUAAUCUCAAGUUAUGGGAUAUAAGAAAGAAAGGGUGCAUCCAUACAUACAAAGGUCACACUCGAGGAAUAAGUACCAUUAGAUUCUCUCCUGAUGGCCGCUGGGUGGUUUCUGGUGGAUUUGACAAUGUUGUGAAGGUAUGGGACCUAACAGCUGGAAAGCUCUUGCAUGAUUUCAAGUCCCAUGAAGGGCAUGUUCGAUCUAUAGAUUUCCAUCCACUUGAGUUUCUUCUGGCAACAGGUUCUGCGGACCGUACUGUAAACUUUUGGGAUUUGGAAACAUUUGAAUUGAUUGGAUCUACCAGACGUGAGGCUGCAGGAGUACGAUCAAUGACCUUUCACCCUGAUGGAAGGACUCUGUUCUGUGGACUGGAUGAUAGCUUGAAGGUUUAUUCAUGGGAGCCUGUAAUUUGUCAUGACUCUGUUGAAAUGGGAUGGUCAACUUUAAGCGAUCUCUGCAUACAUGAUGGGAAGCUUGUAGGUGGUGCCUAUUACCAAAACUAUGUUGGUGUUUGGGUUGCAGAUAUUUCGCUUAUUGAGCCCUAUGGAGCUGGUUUAACUCCAGAGAGACAAAGUAACUUGGAGCAGAAACAGGAACAUGUGGAGUGUCGUCUAGAAAGAGUAGGAAGCAACAGGAGUUCUAAUUCAAGUCUGCGCUGCACAUCACCUGACAUUGAUUCCAAAGAAAUAAAGAAUAUAUAUGUGGAUAGUGAAAAUCCUGUAACCAUAAAGAAAGUUACUCCUCAUUCUCCAAAAGUGGUUCCCCCUUCAGAUUAUAAGGAAAACAAGAAACAGUCGAGCCAGAAGCUUAGUUCUGCCAUUGAUUUACCUGCAAAAACUAAUGGAUCAGCAGUAAGUAAAUCAUUUAUCGUCCCCAGUGUUGUGCCUCGUGAUAUUCCAGAGGCAAAGAACUUGGAUACUUGUAGAAGGGAAUCUAUUACUGCAAACAGGGCAAGUGGUGGUAUAUCACAAAAGCCGUCUCACAUAAAGCGCCUGUCCAACAACAAAUUCGAUAUGGAGAAGAUUUCUGUGACUCUCGAGUCUGAAUCUGCUGACAAGUUGCCUUGUACAGUAGAUUGUAAGAACGAAUCAGAUAUUGAUAGCAGGCGUAUGACAGAUAAUAGUUCCAGGGAGUGUUCUGAGGCAAAAGAUUCAGCUGUCAAGCAUGGUGGAGAACAGCCUGAGAAAGUAUCAUUGCUACCACCGCUAAAUAAUCAGGAGAACCGUAAUGUGGGCUUGGAAGGCAGGAAAGAGUUAAAUCCGGUUAAAUUUGUGAAUGGAGUGGCAGUAGUGCGAGGAAGGACACGCAGUUUGGUUGAGAGGUUUGAGAAAAGAGAAGGGUUGAACAUGGAUGAUAUCCUUAAGCUAGAUGCGGUGUCUCAUUCUAAAACUGAGGAAGUAGAAAUAUCCCCUUUGGCACCUUCCUGUUGUAAAGAUGAGGAACCAGAAACCUUCAUUAAAAAAAGAGAUGAGGAACCAGAAACAACCCCUUCGACAGCUUCUCGUUUUAAAGCAGAGGAAGCAACACGCCCUUUGCCUCCAUCUCAUUCUGGAAUCGAGGAAGCAAAUGCAUGUACUUUGCCAGCUUCUCAACAUGAAGUUGAGGAAUUAGAAGCAUCCAAUAAGCCUGAUUCUAAGUUUAAAUCUGAGGAAGUAAAAACAACCCAUUUACCAGCUUCUCAUGUUGAUAAGUUAGAAGCAUCUCUUAUGCCAGCUUCUCAGUUUGAAUCUGAGGAAGUAAGAGCAUCUCAUUUACCAGUUUCUUGUUCCAAAGCUGAGCAAUUUGAAGCAUCCCCUAAACCAGCUUCACAGGUUAAAUCCGAGGAUGUAAGAAAAUCCCGUUUACCAGCUUCUCGUUCAAAAGCUGAGGAAUUAGAAGCAUCCCCUGUGCCGUCUUCACAGAUUAAACCUGAGAAUGUAAGAAGAUCCCGUUUGCCAGCUUCUCGUCCUAAAGCUGAGGAACUGGAAGCAUCCCCAAUGCCUGUUUCUAAGUUUAGGACCGGAGCAAGAACAUCCCGUUUGUCAGCUUUUCGUCCAAAAACUGAGGAAGCUAAAACAUCACGUUUAUUAGCUUCUCGUUCUAAAGCUGAGGAAGCACAAACAUUCCGCUUGUUGUCUUCUGGUUCUAAUGCUGAGGAACCAGUAACAGCCCCUUUGCUGAAUACAGAUCAGCAGACUAUUGCACGGCAUGAGUCAGCUCAGAAUAAUAAUGUUGUUAUUGAAGAUCUUAUGCAGGGCCAUGAUGUGCUACUAAGUUCGUUUAGAUCUCGCCUGACAAAGUUGCAGGUAGUUCGUCACUUUUGGGAACGGAAUGACAUUAGGGGUGCUAUAAAUGCCUUGAGGAAGUUGCCAGACCAUUCCGUACAAGCUGAUGUUGUUAGUGUCCUCGUAGAUAAAAUGGAGAUUAUCACAUUGGAUUUGUUUUCCUGCUUGCUGCCUGUACUACUAACCUUACUUGAUAGUAAGGUAGAAAGGCAUGCAAAUGUUUCCCUGGAGCUGCUGUUGAAACUUGUUGCAGUCUUUGGGCCGGUAGUUCGUUCAGCCGUUUCAGCACCUCCAUCUGUAGGGGUUGAUCUUCAUGCAGAAGAAAGAAUCCAGUGCUGCAAACAGUGCUUUGCGUAUCUCCAAGACAUACAGAAAGUACUUCCAGCACUUACUAGGAGAAGUGGUCUGUUGGCAAAAGGUGCAUUACAAUUAAAUCUCCUACUUCAGGAAUCGUAGUCCAGUUUAUCAUACAACAGAAUGGAAGUUAGCUAAUAUAGAUAUUAUCCAACUGAUGGGCUCUUUUUGGACUCCACAAUUUUGUUCGUCGGAUUUCCACGCUUGCUACCAUUUUCAACAUCCUUGUAAUAGCGGAAAACAGGCAAGACGGAGAUGCGAUGUCUGUCCUCUGCCACUGCAACUGGUUUCGGAGCAACUGUAAAAUUCUGGACAUAUAACCUUUUGGUGAUCACAAAUGGCUGUCUUCUUUCAAAUACGGCAUGAACAUACUUAAAGUUCCUGGCUGUAUGUAUCCAUAUGUAAGUUGUGUACAUGUAUCUGUAAUAGUAAAAAUGGGAUGUAUAUUACAUCAUUUGAUCAAUGAAACAUAUGUUCAUACGUCUUUUCUUCUCUUGCUAUCGAAACUCAAAAUAUUGUAUUUUGUUCUCAAGUUUACUAUAAAGUUUCAGUGGUCAA
This is a messenger RNA of Nicotiana attenuata, 4130 nucleotides long. RefSeq names its product katanin p80 WD40 repeat-containing subunit B1 homolog. The coding region runs from base 837 to 3674 and encodes 945 amino acids. NCBI's taxonomy places the organism in Eukaryota, Viridiplantae, Streptophyta, Magnoliopsida, Solanales, Solanaceae. The transcript has 18 exons. Gene Ontology annotation, cellular component: katanin complex. Gene Ontology annotation, molecular function: microtubule binding. The record is from RefSeq and is a predicted model, not a curated record. Gene Ontology annotation, biological process: microtubule severing; microtubule depolymerization.